Vicia villosa (hairy vetch) is the source of this 1342-nucleotide messenger RNA. Its product is annotated as probable long-chain-alcohol O-fatty-acyltransferase 5. Gene Ontology annotation, biological process: lipid metabolic process. Bases 176 to 1216 code for a protein of 346 amino acids. The record is from RefSeq and is a predicted model, not a curated record. NCBI's taxonomy places the organism in Eukaryota, Viridiplantae, Streptophyta, Magnoliopsida, Fabales, Fabaceae. The transcript has a single exon.
UGUACUGACCUCACAAGACAGCCACCCAAAAGUACAAACAUUCAAUUCAACAUUACCUAAAAAAAAUGUAACUCUCUUCCUACAUCCAUUUGUUUACAACCUAUUAAAACACCACACACACAUAAACAUAACCAAAACCUAUAAUAACAUUCUUUCAAGAACCUAAAAACAAGACAUGGAAGAUGAAAUUAAGAAAUUCAUUAAGGUAUGGCUUACAUCUACAAUAUGUCUAUGUUAUUGUUAUUACAUAUCCUCCAAAAUCCCAAAAGGCUUUUUAAGGUUUCUCUCUAUCUCCCCAAUUCUCUACCUCUUCAUUACCCUUCCUUUAAACCUUUCUUCUUUCCACCUUGGUGGCCCCACAAUCUUCUUCCUUGUUUGGCUUUCGACUUUUAAACUCAUUCUUUUCUCCUUAAACCAACCUCCUCUUUUCCCUCUCCCAAACACAGUCUUCCAUUUCAUUUCCAUUGCAUCACUCCCCAUUAACCCAACUAACCCAACAAACCCAAAAACAACUUUGUUACCUAAAAAACCGAAUUUGCCCCUUGUUUUUUUCAAAGUAGUUAUAUUGGUAGUACUCAUAUGUUGCUAUGAAUAUAGAGAACACAUGCACCCUCAUUUGAUUUUAUUCCUCUACUGCAUCCAUAUGUACCUCGGUAUAGAGCUGGUCCUAGCACUUUCUGCUGCACCGGUUCGAACCGUGUUUGGGUUCGAAAUCGAACCGCAAUUCAACGAACCUUACUUAUCAACCUCGCUUCAAGAUUUCUGGGGGCGUAGGUGGAACCUCACGGUAACGCGUACGCUACGCCCUACCGUAUACAAUCCCGUUCGCCACGCCGUUUCAUCUUAUGUCGGUACAAAGUUUGCAACUUCGAUUGCCACGCUGGCAACUUUUGUUGUGUCGGGUUUAAUGCACGAGGUUAUUUAUUAUUAUCUUGCACGUGUGUCUCCCACGUGGGAAGUCACGUGGUUUUUCGUGCUUCAUGGUGUUUGUACUUCGGUUGAGGUUGCGGUUAAGAAGAUUGUUCUCCGCCGUGGGUGGAGGUUGCACCGUGCCGUGUCGGGUUUGAUUACGGUGGCGUUUUUGGCUGUUACGGGGAAUUGGUUAUUUUUUCCUCAGUUGCUUAGGAAUGGUGUUGAUAGGAAGGGUAUUGAAGAGUAUGAAGUUAUUAUGGAUUUUGUGAAAGAUAAGUUAGUGCAAUUACAUUUGUUUAGUUGAUUAGAUUUUGAUUUGUAGUCGACAUUAGUUUUUAUAAACUUGCAAAUUUGGAAUUAUAGUUUUGUUUCAUUGAUUGAAAUUGAUUUGCUAUGAUCAUGAGCAUGUUGUUUUCGGCUCUUAUUUAUA